GGGGCUGCGCGGUGCUCUAAGCGCAGGGGCUUUAGGAGCAUCUCGCUUCUGAUUCUGCUCUCUCGCUUCCUCCGUCGGUACUUCGCUGUGAACUCGAGAUGUUACCCCUCUUAUCUCCGCUCCGCCGCACCUUGCUCUCCGGCCCCCGGCUGGCGGGGCUUCGAUGGCUGCAUGCUGCCUCAGUGAAGGUGGCCAAUGAACCUGUCUUGGCAUUCAAUCCAGGCAGCCCUGAGCGAUCGGCCUUGCAGCAGGCCUUGAAGGACCUGAAGGACAAGACGGAAGCUGUUCCGUGUGUUGUUGGCGAUGAAGAGGUGUGGACCUCAGAUGUGCACUACCAAGUGUCGCCAUUUAACCAUAAGCACAAAGUGGCCAAAUAUUGCUAUGCUGACAAGGAUCUAAUCAACAAAGCCAUUGAGGCUGCCCUGGCUGCCCAGAAGGAAUGGGACCUGAAGCCCAUGUCAGAUCGGGCCCAGAUCUUUCUGAAAGCUGCAGACCUAUUGAGUGGCCCCCGAAGGGCAGAGAUCCUCGCCAAGACUAUGAUUGGGCAGGGCAAAACGGUGAUCCAGGCAGAGGUUGACGCCGCCGCCGAGCUCAUUGACUUCUUCAGAUUCAAUGCCCAAUUUGCCAUGGAGCUGGAGAACAAGCAGCCUAUCAGCGUCCCGCCCAGCACCAACCGGGUGGUCUACCGAGGCCUGGAGGGCUUUGUGGCAGCUGUCUCUCCCUUUAACUUCACAGCGAUUGGAGGCAACCUGGCAGGGAGUCCGGCCUUGAUGGGCAACGUAGUGAUAUGGAAGCCCAGCGACACAGCUAUUCUGGCCAACUACGCUGUGUACAAAGUCCUCCGAGAGGCGGGACUUCCCCCAAACAUCAUCCAGUUUGUUCCGGCCAGUGGGCCCGUCUUUGGAGACACGGUCACCAGCUCGGAGCACCUCUCUGGCCUCAAUUUCACUGGCAGCGUGCCGACUUUUAAACGCCUAUGGAAACAGGUGGCUGACAACUUGGAUCGAUAUCGCACCUUUCCACGUUUGGCAGGAGAGUGUGGCGGGAAGAACUUCCAUUUCGUCCACAGCUCGGCAGAUGUGGCCAGUGUGGUGAGCGGGACUCUACGCUCUGCCUUUGAGUUUGGGGGCCAGAAGUGUUCAGCCUGCUCUCGACUCUAUGUCCCCGACUCGCUGUGGCCCAAGAUCAAAGCCCAGCUCCUGGAGGAGCACAGCCAGAUUCGAGUGGGAGAUCCUGUGGAAGAUUUUGGAAUAUUCUUCUCUGCUGUCAUUGAUGCCAACUCUUUUGGGCGCAUCAAGAAGUGGCUGGAACACAUCCGCGCCUCCCCCAACCUCAGCAUCCUGGCCGGGGGCCAGUGCGAUGACUCUGUGGGCUACUUUGUCCAGCCCUGCAUUGUGGAAAGCAAGGACCCGCGAGACCGCAUCAUGAACGAGGAGAUCUUCGGCCCCAUCCUGACCGUCUAUGUGUAUCCAGAAGGCCAGUACAGGGAGAUUCUGCAGCUCGUGGACAGCACCUCCCCCUAUGGCCUCACGGGGGCAGUGUUUGCCCAGGAUAAGAAUGUGAUUGAUGAGGCCACAAAGAUACUGAGGAACGCAGCCGGCAACUUCUACAUCAAUGACAAAUCCACUGGCUCAGUGGUGGCUCAGCAGCCCUUUGGGGGCUCCCGUGCAUCAGGCACCAAUGACAAGCCGGGUGGCCCCCAUUACGUUCUCCGCUGGACCUCCCCCCAGGUCAUCAAGGAGACCCACUCUCCCCUCGGGGACUGGAGGUACUCCUACAUGCAGUGAGCCCCGUGGGCUAGCUCCUCAUCCGUCCAAGCUACUGACCAGCCUUCUGCCUGCACUGCUAGCUCCGACCUUCUCUCGCCCCUCUCUACCUCGAGCCUGAGCCUCUGCACACACAUCCCACAAGGGCUCCAGAACUCCCGGGCAAAGCCAGCUCUCCUCGUGCGGUCUGUGGAAGCCGGGAGGAGCACUUGGCCAGGGCCUCGGGAUGGCCCUUUUGGAGGGUUUGGAAACUCUUUGCACAUACCCAUCCCACCCCCAGCAGGGCUUGGUCCUCCAGGGCAGACGGCCCUCAUCGAAUGUCACCCGAGCCUUAAGAACUGCAGAGGAAGGGUCCCUCUGCUCUCCUUUAUCUCAGAAAACCACCUUUAAGGGUUCUCAGUGCCGGCUGCCUGUCUCGUUUCUCCUCCCCGCUCCUCGGGCUCUUCCUCUCACGGAUGGGCCCACGUUUGUGUGUAGGUAGAAGAGGAGUGGCCUUUCCUGCUCUCUGUGGGCCCUUCCCAGUCUGAGCCUGCCCGGAUGGCCCCCUGGCCAGGCAUCUGCCCCCCAGGCAUUCUGGUGGCUGCGUCUGCGGAACUCUACACUGGCCACAUGCUAGGGAUUCAGCCAACCCCUUCCUCCUGUCUUCUCUUGCCCAUGGUUUUGGGGUGAGGGAGGCUUGAAGGGGAGUCGUGUGAGGUUUAUGGGACUUCAGCCCUGUGCCUGUUCUCUUAUUGGCUAGACUUUAGCUCCUGUCGCUGGCAGGCCCUGACACAUCCUGCCCCUUGGAGAUGGUGAAGACUGGAGUUCCCUUUGGGGAACGGGCCAAGCACGCUCCCAAGACCCACUCUGGGCCCCACUAGUGGCCUUUGCAAUGGUUUGGGCUUCCCUUGCAGACCACUCGUGUGACUCUGGGCAAAUCACUUCAUCCCUCUGUGCCUUGGUUUCCUCACCAAGUGAAUUAGUCCAUUGGCCCUGGAUCCAUCGGAGGCAGCCAACUGGUCCCCCACGGGAAGGGUUCCCACAUUAGGUCUGAGGGGGCAGCCCUCGCCCAGGAGUAGGAGGAGCCAGUGCCCCGCCAAGGCUGAGGACACACGGCCUCUUCCCAGCGUUACUGUGUGUCCUGGGACAUCGCUAGCAGAGGUCAGGCCGCUGUCGAUAUUGGCCCCGAUGAGGCGGGCAGAGUUUGGCUGUUUUUCCUUUGUGCGAGCUGGGGUUUUUCUGUUUGGGGAUGGCGUGGAAGGAGGGUGGGUUUCCUGGUCCUGAACUGCAAUGUGGAGGGUGGUUUUGCACUGGAUACUUACAACCUGCUGUCUAAUAAAAGUCUGGAUACCUUU
Messenger RNA from Monodelphis domestica (gray short-tailed opossum), 3100 nucleotides. RefSeq names its product aldehyde dehydrogenase 4 family member A1 (gene ALDH4A1). Gene Ontology annotation, molecular function: L-glutamate gamma-semialdehyde dehydrogenase (NAD+) activity. Lineage: Eukaryota; Metazoa; Chordata; Mammalia; Didelphimorphia; Didelphidae. The record is from RefSeq and is a predicted model, not a curated record.